This is a messenger RNA of Armigeres subalbatus, 5651 nucleotides long. Its product is annotated as zinc finger protein 385B-like. NCBI's taxonomy places the organism in Eukaryota, Metazoa, Arthropoda, Insecta, Diptera, Culicidae. The record is from RefSeq and is a predicted model, not a curated record. Gene Ontology annotation, molecular function: zinc ion binding; nucleic acid binding. Bases 166 to 1779 code for a protein of 537 amino acids. The transcript is spliced from 4 exons.
UCGUAUGCAGAACACUGUCGACUGUCGUCUGCCGAACAACGCCGAAUUUACUGCAUCUUUCACCUGCUGUGAAUUUGAGAAAAUAUUAUUUCUUCAAAACUAUUAGUAAUUGGUAUUCAUAUUUUUAAAGAUAUAUCUUCCACAAACUUGCUAAGUCAGUUGAAAAUGGAUCCGCCGAAAGAGCCAACCAAACCUGGCCUGGAAGUAGAAUCAGAUGCUGCAUUGGCCGCAUCUGCUGCCAAUGCUGUGGAACAAUGGCGAACUUAUCAAAACGCCUACGCAUUGUACCAGCAACAGCAGGCUGCCUACGACCAGUAUAUGCAAAAACAGGCAACCAUUACCAGCUACGAGGAGCAACAGGCAGCCUACAAUCAAUAUCUGGAGGCGCACAACAGCUACCAGAAGCAUCUGGAGCAAUAUGAGCAACAGAAGGCCUAUCAAGAGUUCUACACUGGAGCAGGUAGCACCAACCCAGCUGAUGUGGUUGUUCCUCCAUAUUAUCCAACAACGACCGUGUUUCAACAGGCUGGUCCGGGCACGGUGCCUCCCGUUUUUACGACUCCUUUGGCAAAUGUUGAUCCUUUUUACGGCAGAGGAAAUGAUCAUCGACGGGAUCCGGCUACGCUGAAAGAUCGGUCAUUUAUGUCUAAACGUGCCAAAGCAUAUACGUCGACUAACUAUUACGCCAAUCCCGAUGACGAGCAGCUUUUUCCGCCGGAGUUGAAAAAACUUUUCAAAGAUAUGGACUGCGGCUUAUGCAAGAGCAAAAUGAACUCCCAUAUCUCUGCCAACGUUCAUUAUCAGUCCAAGGUACACGAGAAAAAGGUGAUCCAGUGGCUCUCGGAAUGGUGCGAAAGCACCGGAACUCCUAUGCCAUACCGUGCCCCGCGGAAAUCCGUACCGGUUGAGCCCAUCGGGCCGAACUCGCUGCGUUGUGAAGCAUGUGACUUGCCACUGACUUCGAUCCAGCAUGCGAACCAACAUUACACCGGGAAACGGCACCGGAUGGUCGUCAGUGGCAAGAAAACUCCGGCUGGUAGAGGCUACUUCAACAAAGAUGGCACAUGGACUAGACGUUCUGUCGUCGCUGAUGGAAAUCCGGACCGUUUCGGAAUUGGUCAAACGUUUGUCAACAAGACACACUACAGCCCCUACGAUGCAAAGCGAAUGCGCUUGGAACCACCGCCAGCCCCUCCGGCGGGACUGCUUGAAAGUGGAAGUGCUAAUCCGGAAUAUUUGGGCACAGCUGUGCCAGUCCCAGUGGUGCAGCAACCAAUCAUUCCGGCUUAUGCUGCUCCGAUUGUUGCCACCCCUAUGGUCCAGCCUGGCAACGCAGUGGAAGCUGAAGUGCGCAAGAAGGAAGGCGCUGACUGUGUGGACGAAAGCGGAGUGUUCUGUAAAGUUUGUCAAAUUGCGGUAACUUCGUCGGCUGUUAUGGAAACUCACUUGAAAGGCGUGAAACAUUUGAAAAAACUGAAAUCGGUCGGUCGUAUGCCGCCUCCAUCGAGUGUUAAAAGCGGCAGCUCAGCUGAAAGUAUUUUGUCUAUCUUGACGAAUCCUCAGCCACAGCAGAACGAUUGGUCACUGUAUCGCAUGCCGUCUGGUAAGUAUUAUUGUAAGACGUGCAACUCUAUUAUGGCAGAUGAAAAAUUGUUCUCGCAGCAUUGGUAUGGCAAGAAGCACAAGUUGAAGGCGAAGCAAGAAAUGGAAGAGCAGUCAGGUACUGCCGACAAAAAAACAAAAAGCUGGCGUCGCGCGAGAAAACCUUAUCAGGUUUAAUUUGAAUAAUGAUCACUAUUUUGAAAGUAUCUUCCUCAGCGAUUCCUUUUCUAAAAACCUUCUUAAUUUAAUAUUCGCAACAAAUACUAUUUAUUGAAAAUAAUAUGAACUUAUACUUUAUCCUAUUAAUCAAAGUUUAAUUAAAAAUGUUUAUAUUCCUAUACUGCCGGUACUUUCACAUAUUCUCGUGAUUGAGACGGUCGAAAGCUUUUUCGUAGUCAAUGAACAUCAAGUAAAGGGACUAUUGGAAUUCGUUGACCUGCUCCAGAAUAAUACGGAGCGUGACAAUAUGGUCCACACAGGAUCUUCCGGCACGGAAUCCGGCCUGCUGCCGCCGGAGAGUCGCAUCGAUCUUCUCCUGAAUCCGGGCUAGGAUAAUUUUGCAUAGAACUUUGAGAACGGUACACAGCAACAUAAUGCCUCGCCAGUUAUCGCAUACAGUCAGAUACCUUGCAUCCAGUCGACCGGGAAAGUUGCGGUGUCCCAGAUAUUACGAAAAAAGCGAUGCAGUAGUUAAGCGGAUAUCAUGGAUUCAGCUUUGAGCAUGUCGGCUGAUAUGCGAUCGACCCCUGGGGCUUUAUUCGAUUUCAUGCUUUGGAUGGCUGUUUGAAUCUCUAGCAGUCGUCCUAAAACAGUAUUCUGUAGAGUCGGUCCACCUUCACAUGCCUUCAAUCGCCCGUCUCUGAGUAAAUUCGGGAAAAAUUCAGCACUAAUCAGCAUGUCAAUCUCGCCGUUUUCAUGGAAAUGAGGAUCCGCCAAUUCAUUACGCUCCGGAAUGUUUCAUUGGCCAAUGUCGAUGCUCUCAGCCGGCAUGGAAAUUGUGGGUUUGGGCAGCGUAAUGGCAAACAUCCGAGGGCUGACUGCACAGCGUUUUUGAAAAUGCCUGCAGAAUUUCCGAUGCCUUGUAUAGCCAAGAAAUCAGGAAAUAGCUCUCGAUUGAGCUCUCGACAAAACCUUUCGGUUACAAAGCAAUAUUGAGAGCAUGAGUCAAGCAAUGCUCGUGCGAGUUUAGAGUUGCCAAAACGAUCCUUCACUCGUACAAUGGCGGUUGAUAACAAGACUUGGCGUUUGGAUGAUUGUGCGAGGGAGUGUAGUGCUACCGUGUUCUGAAUAGUGUGUGGUGGGUCUGUAGCUGGAAGCGUGUUUGUGUUUUGCGACGGUGUAUUGACAACUGUGGGUGGUGUGGAUUGGAGUGUGCGGCGUGCUGUGUUUUGGUUUUGUGGUCUCGGUUGUGCUAACUGUUGGAUUUGUUGAUAGUCUAUUGGGGGUCGUCGUGUCGUCUGUGAAACGGAGGAUCUUUGUGUUGCAUUGUUCGCCGAAUCGUUCGACGGAUGAAGCAGCGUGUUGUGUCGUUUUCCGCAGUGACGGCAGGAUCCCUUUGCUUCACGAGCGUGCUAGAUGACCGGCUGAAAGACAAUUUAGGCACAAUCCGUUUCUCUUCACAGCAUCGUACCAAUCUGAAAGCUUCAUCUUCUGCAGAAAAAGGCCAAAUGGAAUGGCUCCGAGCAGAAGCAGCAUCGCCCGGUAGUGGAUGGAUGGCUCACUCCAAAUUUCGGAUUUCUGACCUCUAGUUGAACCGGCCUACUGGAUUGGCCAACUGAUUGAAGAACUGCACAAUGGUUCUUUAAGAAGGUAAUCAAGUUGACGUACAGUGGAACUUCUUUCGAGUUGUGAUUGGUCUCCCAGAGUCGCAGCGUAACUGGAUCUAGUCGUGCGUAAACCAUAUGGACGAGCAUAGUACUCCAGCCAGCUGUAUUUUCUCCAAUCUUCUCAAGCAUUUGAAGAUUCUUCUCGAAUUCAUUGACUACAUUAUUAAGCAACUCGUAGCUCUCACGUUUCAUGAACUCGACGUUGAAAAUCGCAUCCAAAUGCGCCUUCACGAUCAGUUUUUUGUUCUGAUACCGGUUUUCUAGUGCAUUUCAGGCCACGGUGCAAUUCGCCGCUGAAAGCUCGAUCAUCUCUAUCUCCUGCAGGGCCUCAGAAGACAAGGAUGAGCGAACAUACGCGAACUGCGAAAUACAUCCUUGAAUGGGACCCAGUCCCGUAAUUUGCCUGAAAACUGCGGUAAGUUGAUCUCCGGCAGCUUGAUCGACGACAUCGAAGAAGCCGAAUUCGUUGCCGAACUGUUUUCCUUAACCGUAACACGUAACCGCUCUAAAGUGGCCUUGAGUUUGCAGUACAAAUUCUCCACCUCACUGGCAACAUCAGCAUUCUCAGCAUCUCUUUGCAUGGACGCAGCCUCCAACUUCGCUGAACGAGCCUUCGCCGAUUCGCCUGGUUCUGCUUCAUACCUUUCUUCGUCAUUUUCGUCGAGACGCACUUCAAUCUUCUGCCGCACUUCCGUGAAUUCAAUGAGUGCCUUGUCCAACAGAUGCAAAUGGGAAUGCAGAUGGGAAUAUUUUCUUCAACGCCGCACAAUGUCCAAUUGUUCUGCGAAUAUAAAUGGUUCUCCCGCGAAACUGUUAUGGACACACGAUCGCGAAAAUGUCCGGAUUCCGCUUGAUCUGGCUCUACAAGGACCAAAAUUAUGUUGCGAGUGAGACACUCGCGAAACUUUGUUUACUAAAAGAACGUUUUAUUUUUCCAACAAAACUAAGUCGCUUUAUUCCACUGCUCACGAUCGCAGUUUAUUUACAACUAACUGCUCUGCCGUUUCUACGUUUUUACGCUACAGUGGUAGCUGGUUCGAGCAGGUCCGAAGUAAACUGUCGAUCGGUUGAUGAACAAUAGUAUCGGUUCUAUCCUACACGCUACUGAACUGAAUCACACGGCAGAGUGCGUUCAAUGCUAUGGCACCAAAUGUGAAUCGCGUGGUUGCUCUAAAAUAUUUUAUUCAUUCCGUGCGCAACUGUGCCUUACUCUAGAAGGUAGAUAUCUCUUUUAUUUCGUGGGUUUAAUCCCAGGCUCAUAUCAAUCGCCCACUUUGUAUUUUUCCCUAAAUGUCUCAUGUUCCAGCAAUCGAUAGAAUUGAAAAAGGCAAACAUAUUGUGUCUAUUUCUGUCCGAUAUUAUUGUAGUUUAAUACCAUUAGGUUAAACGACCAUUAGGCUAAACGUCCAUUAGGCCAAACGACUUUAGGCCAAAUGUGGUACAAGCAUACUAUUCAUGGAGUUAACUCAAAAGUGACAAAGCCCCAAAUAGGACUGAUAUGUAAGUACCAGCAGUAUGGGACACAAGCAGCUUUAGUACAGUUUCCUUAAAUUUCUCUAUUUUUGGGCUUACGAUUUAAAUUCACACAAUCAACACGGUAAAAUUGAAAAUAAAAAAUCACAAUUCUUUGCCGCUGUUUGUAAAGUAAUGAUAUCCGCGAUUAUGUGUGUGUCCCUACAUAAGCGUUUUUUCUACGAUAGAAUAAAAUAUUCGAGCAUAUAUGCUGGACAAUACUUCUGUAAUUGUGGUGAAAUUUUACAAUAAGUUUGAUCGUGCACGUCCGAUAUUGUUUCAGAUCUGAUCAGAUUUUUUAUAAGUAUAUAACAGGAGAAUAGAACAGCUUUUUGGUAAUUAUCACGAUACAUUUAUCGUGAAGUGACUUCAAAAGAUUUGUUUUUAAUUAUCAUAACUCCUAUUUAUCAGCCAUCCUUUCCAUAAAUAUUGGAAACUGAAUAGCCGUGUGCCGUAGUUUAUCAUAUAUUCAAAUCAAAUUAUAAACUGUAUAAAGUUUGAAGCUUUUUCUAGGAAACAUUCGAUAACGACGUUACAUAGAGGUUUGCAAUUUUUUAAUCACUUAUUCUUCCCCUUUAAUCAAUAAAAAUAUUAUAUUUAUAAUAUUUCCCCAAACGUACGGAUGUUUCCUAGUAUAAAAUUAACAGGAUGAGCCUAAAUAAUCAUGCAUACUUGCAUUCAUGCAUGGUAACAGUUCAAUAAAUGUGUGUA